Molecule: messenger RNA, 1502 nt
Organism: Archocentrus centrarchus (flier cichlid)
Lineage: Eukaryota; Metazoa; Chordata; Actinopteri; Cichliformes; Cichlidae
Exons: 2
Coding region: 31-1314 (427 amino acids)
Biological process (GO): protein homooligomerization
Cellular component (GO): membrane
Source: RefSeq, a predicted model, not a curated record
CUGUGGACUCACUGAAAACACAGUACAAAGAUGAAGCUGACAGUUGUAGCCCUCUUGUGUCUACAGCUUCUUGUCAUUCAUAGUAACCCUUCUCUGGGCACCAAAAGAGGAAAGUUUCCUCAGAUAAAUAUUUUUAAGAAGCCUUCUAAAACUAAAACUAAUCUGGACACUAAGUCAAAGGACUCAAUCCUCAAAAACUCCAAAGAGCCCACAAAGUUUAACCCUGGAGGGUACCCUCAACAACCAGGCAGACCAGGAGGUUACCCCAACCAAGGAGGCUACCCCAACCCUGCAGGGUAUCCUCAACAGCCAGGCAGACCAGGAGGUUAUCCUUACCAAGGUGGCUACCCGAAUCAAGGAGUCUACCCAGCACCAGGCUCCCCAUACAGUGGCGGUUAUGGAGGUUAUCCAGGAGGAUACAUAAACUACAACCCAAACAACAAAGUCCUGAGCCCUCAUUAUGCCGGCAGCUUUGGUUAUGGGGGUUAUGUUGCUGGUGGCGGCUCUCCCUUCUCAAACUUUGCAAAGGCACAGGGCUUUGUUCCCUCUGAUAAAUCCAGAGGUUUUGGUCACAAAGCAGCAAUGGCUGCAGCUGGAGGGGCUCUAGCAGGAAUGGCCCUUGGCUACGGGUUAGGACGGUUCCCCCGUCCUCAUUUUCACUUUCACAACCCCCAGGAGGAGUAUUUCUACUACCACUACAUGUACAGGAAAUAUGGUGUAAGAUCUACAGAUACAAAUGACUUCAGCAGAGACUACAAAUACAUUCACGCUGAUGGGACAUUUGAUAGUUUCAUGAAGUCCUGUAUGAAUAGAACAGAUCUCCUACCUGUAAAGAAUGGAAAACCGACCAUCAAACCAGCUGUCACCACAUCUAAAACCACCACAGCUGCUUCUGUGAACUCCACCACAUCAGCAGCUACUGCUACUCCAACUUUUGGCACUGGCAUCAACACCACAAGUAACAGCACUGCAGCAAAAAACUCCUCAACUGAUGCACCUUCAACUCCCCACCCUGUGAAUAAGUCUGAACUCAAUCCUCCACCUACAACUUCGCAGGUUCUCAGAACUGCUGCUAACGAUGACGAUGAUGAGACAGUGAGCAUUGUGGAGAUUGGUUACCCAGCACUGAUCACGCAAAUGAAGCUCAAGAGGUGCAUCGAGCUUUACACGGUCAAUGCUGAAAGGGACUUGAAGAAAAAAGUAGAACUUACAGCCAGCAGUGGGGUGCAGAGACUGGAGACGGGCCUGAGAGGGCUUUUAUCUGUAGUCCUCAGUAUUACUGUGAUGCUGUUGAGUGGCAACAUCCAAACAUAAUGACAAAUUUUUAUUUUGUUUACUUAUUUUUGGGGAAAUUACCUCUCACAACCAACCUGCAAUACCUUCACAGCCCACUGUAGCAUCCCACACUUUGGGAAUCUGUGGUUUAGAUAUCUGCAGAUACCAGAAGAAGAAUCAUAAUCAAAGGAAACCUAGAUAUUUGGUUCUGAGAAACUUCUUGAUGA